Molecule: messenger RNA, 673 nt
Organism: Geodia barretti
Lineage: Eukaryota; Metazoa; Porifera; Demospongiae; Tetractinellida; Geodiidae
Source: the annotation of a GenBank genome assembly
GUUUUGGGGGUGAGGGCUGUAAUUCUCCUUGCACUUCCGCUUCAUGUGUGUGAUGAUGGGGAGAACCUUCUGCAGACAAUGGUACCCAGGCUCAUUCUGUGAAGGUCUCCCUCUCUGUCCCCCUUUCUCUGUCAUGCUUGUCUCUGAUUGAGCUGCAAUGCCAUCCUCCUCGUUCGUCCAGUCCACAUCACUCUCACUACUCUCUGAGCUCUCCAUUUCUCCCGGACUACUGGCAGCAGGGAUUGGCUCUGGAUCUACAAGAUUUUUACUAGCUCUAACCUUUUUAGUCUUAUUUUUUUGGGCUAUUCUUGCGUGCAAAAAAACAUACCAUCAUGCAUCUGCUCAGAUUCUGACUCAUGGACAUCAGAGUCCCACUCCAUCCCCAGGUCAUCAUCACUACGGACUCGGGGUCCUCUCCGGCGAAGAACUGGAUCACUGAGAUGCGCUGUGCCACCGCGUGGGUGUAGCUAGCAGAAACUAGGAGGAGCUGAAACGAGCAAACAGGCGUGGGUGUAGCUAGCGUUGCAGCGGCGGUACUGCGCAAGCCCGCGCGUUUGGUCAUGAUGACGUAUGUACCCAAAAGGUCACGGUUUUAGUCUAUUUGUGGGCAAAGUAAUAUCCAAAAAGCCUCUAAGCACGAGUGAAAACGCUGGAGGAAGAUGCCGACUCCUGC